Messenger RNA from Zychaea mexicana, 1456 nucleotides. Its product is annotated as Pre-mRNA-splicing factor of RES complex-domain-containing protein. Gene Ontology annotation, cellular component: U2-type spliceosomal complex; RES complex. Lineage: Eukaryota; Fungi; Mucoromycota; Mucoromycetes; Mucorales; Lichtheimiaceae. The transcript is spliced from 4 exons. The coding region runs from base 101 to 1105 and encodes 334 amino acids. The record is from RefSeq and is a predicted model, not a curated record. Gene Ontology annotation, molecular function: RNA binding. Gene Ontology annotation, biological process: mRNA splicing, via spliceosome.
UUCAGAACAAACGUUACGACCCCCCUUAUAGAAAGAUAAAUGGAUCCAGAAGACAGAGAAGAGAACGCACGGCUCAAGUAUCUUGCACGUGCACCCGGCGAUGCAGCAACCAAGGCGUAUAUUGCCAAAAAAGAAAGUCGUCAAAAAGGGCAAUCUGGGCAUUGUCGAUGACGAAGAGUCUGGGUGGAAGCCAGUGCACGACACCGAUCGACAACAAGAACGUAAACGACGCGAAGCCGCUGAACAAGAACAGUUACUUGAGUCGUCAACAGGAGUUUUUCGGGGGCGAACUGAUGGUUGGCAGACGGUUCAGGAAGGCGCUACUGGCAGUAAAAGAAUGGAUAUAGACGACGAAAACGACGAAAACGACGAACGACCCGUGUUUGUUAAUAAUACAGGCGAGGAGAUCGUUGGGCAAGAGCAGGAGCAGUUAGUAAGAGAUUUAGGAGAAGCAGGAGCAGCAUCAGCAAAAGCAAAAUCAUCGAAAGUAGUAGCAGAAGGACCCAAGAUGUCGAGUGGACAAAGAGCAGGAUUAUUGACAAGUCAUGAAAUCAAACAAGAGGCAGCUCGGGCACGAGAAGCGGAGAUGCAGAUGGUUCAACAACUCCAAGGAGAUCGGUCGGGGCGGGACGCGGAGACCGUCUAUCGAGAUGAGACGGGACGCAGGAUCGACCCGAAGAUUAAGCGAGCAGAGGAGGCGAGGGCAAAGAAGGAAGCCAUUGAGCGAGAAGAACAGCGGAUGGAAUGGGGGAAGGGGUUGGUCCAACGAAGCGAAGUCGAAGCACAGCGACGGCAGCUGGAAGAGGAGAAAAAUCAACCGUUGGCACGAUAUGCAGAUGACCAGGAUUACAAUCAGGGACUUAGAGAACAACAGCGUUGGAACGAUCCGGCUGCGGGGUUCUUGACGAGCGAAGGCAAAUCCAAAGGCUUAGUCAGGCCUAGAUAUAAGGGUGCCUGGAAACCUAAUCGCUACAUGAUACCACCAGGAUAUCGAUGGGAUGGUGUCGACCGUUCUAAUGGAUUUGAAGACAGCUUCCUGCUUAGAGAAAACCAAAAGAAAGCACGAGCAAUAGAGGCACAUGCAUGGUCCACUGAAGAUAUGUAAAUAAUCAAAGAUUUAUUAAAACGGAAAACAAGAAAAAAGUCUGUGUGUGAUUAGACCUUCAAAAAGGUGUGCUACUCAAAUGUACACACAUAGCACAUAUGCAUUCAUUCUUUAUUUCUUUCUUUUUCUCUUUUUUCAAGACACCCCAUACCACCUCAACUCCUUCCGAUCUGCACUUGCUUGCUUUAUAGUCUUUUCUUUCUCUCUUCCUUUUCCUAAAUGAUAUAUCUCCUAAUUGUUAUAUGAAGCUUUAGGGGCCUGUAUAGGGUUGUCAAUAGGCCGUAAAUGGUUUGUAAAGAUCGGCAAUACAUGUACAUAACUCCAGACAACAGAUGCAUUGAGAGGGGAGGG